AUGCCUCCUGCCAAGGUUCCCCGUCCGGUCAAGAUUCCCCGUCCGGCUAAGAUUCCCCGUCCGGCCAUGAAUUCCCGUGUGGCCAAGAAGGCAGACAGCACGGCUGCUCCAAGCGCAUCUCGGAUCAAGGCGUCCAAGGCCACAUCUUCGAAACCGAAGGCACGCGUCCCAACUAGAAAUCCCAAGACUCGUGGCCCGGCCGAGACCACAAUCGUCGUCGGCGGCCAGAAGAGGACCAUCGUCAUCGCUGAAGAAGACAGCGAUGACGACGGCUUAAUGAAACCCAGCAAACGACGCAGGACGGGCGGCAAUAACACCAACCCAUCCGAUUAUUAUGCCGUUCGUGAGAAGCCUCCACCGCGUGAUUAUGGAGCAACCUUCGCAAGGAAGUCGACGGCGCAUUUCACUUGGGGCGCUCCCUACAUCCCUCCUCCCCAGCCUCGACCCGUAGCUCAGCCUGGACCCAUAGCUAAGCCUCGACUCAUAGCUCAGCCAAGGAACAAGCCCGCGGUUUCUCACAACAAGGGCAAAGAGUCAGUCCAUUCGAGAAACUCGCAGGCAAAGACCAGGUACAGCCAUAGCGGCGUCUUGUCGAAGACGGUCAGCCCGGAGCCCGAGAGGGCCCUCUGCCCCUUUCUUCGAUUGCCCCUCGAGGUCAGGCAGGACAUCUACAAGCACAUAUUGGUAGCUCAAGAGCCGAUUCGAGUUCGGCAGGGCUGGUCCGCGGUCUAUCCUCGGAAGCGAGCGGCCAUCCGAACCGAUAUCCUACGAACGUGCCGCCAGGUGAGAAGGGAGGCGCUCAACACCCUCUAUGGCGAGAACACUUUCCAGUAUCUACUCCGCGAUGCCGCAGCACUCCCCGCACUAAACACGCAAGGCGAGAAUGAGAUUGUCGUCCAGCACCCGCUGGCUGACGAUGAUGCCCUCUCCGAUUACGAGGCAGACAGCGCAGACGAGUACGACGACGACGAUCCCCUCCCCCAGUUCCAGGACAGCCAUUCAAAAAACGCAAUCGAUAUCCGGCGGUUCGGCCACAAGUUCCGCAAGCUCAUGAUCGUCGCCGAGCACAAUCGCGCCGAACAACCCUACCUCCUCAGCAUGGCCAACGCCAUCAGCGUCUUCCGCAGCCUGAAGCCCCUCCGCCCGCGCAUCCACACCCUCACCAUCGAAAUCACGCCCAUGCGUGACAAAGACACGGGCGAAAUCGCCUUUCUCGACUUUUUUGAAAGAUCCUCAGAGGUCAUCCGCACGCUCAAGGGCUUGCCGUGCCAGUUCAUCGAAAUCAUCGUCAACACGGGCGGCGGCAACAAGGAGAAAAUCCGCCUCAACAUGAAGUACGCGGCCAACAUCCGGCGCGCCAAACGCGGCGAGGUGGACAUGUGGAGCGACGACCGGGUCAUGCAGUCGUACCGCAGCGCGCAGGCGGGCGAGGCACAGAAGAAGCUCGAGUCGUUGCCGGCCAUGAUUCGCAAGAUUUGGGAGGGCCCGAACGGGCAGUACUUGCGCCAGCGGGACGAGUUUGAUGAUGCAGAGGAGGAUUCGGAUGAGUACUAUUGA
Messenger RNA from Colletotrichum orchidophilum, 1557 nucleotides. RefSeq lists its product as uncharacterized. The transcript has a single exon. NCBI's taxonomy places the organism in Eukaryota, Fungi, Ascomycota, Sordariomycetes, Glomerellales, Glomerellaceae. The record is from RefSeq and is a predicted model, not a curated record. Bases 1 to 1557 code for a protein of 518 amino acids.